AUGGACUCCUCACCAACCCAGGUGAAAGUCACCUUCACUACCAACGAGCACGAUCUUCAGCUUCCAGAGUCCAAGAGACAGUUGCUUGUUCCGGCAGACAUUAAGCGCUAUGGCCUCUCUCGAAUUCUCAAUUCCGAGUCCAUGCUGGACACGUCCUCCCCCAUCCCACUCGACUUCCUUGUCAACGGCACGUUUCUGCGAACUUCUAUCGAUGACUAUCUCAAAUCGAAUGGCCUCUCGCCAGAGACGACUGUGAAUCUCCAGUAUGUCCGCAGCCUGUUGCUGCCCGUCCACCAAGCCACUUUCCAGCAUGACGACUGGGUCGGCGGCGUUGAUGUCUUAUCAGCAACAGCUGCUGCUGGCAGAGGUGUCGACGGUGUUGUCAGUGACAGACUUGCCAGUGCCUCAUACGAUCGCUUCGUGAGAGUAUGGAACUCGUCUGGCGAGGUGCUUGCGACAUCUACUGCCGGUAGAGGAGCCGGGCACUGGUUAAGACCCAACACUGUGAAGUGGCUAUCUCCCUCAAAGCUUGCCUCUGCAGGCCUUGAAGGAAACGUCUUCAUCUGGGACUACUCCGAGUCGGAAGAAAACUCGUCAGGCUCUCUGAAAUGCUACAUGGAACUACGGGGUCAUGCAAAGCAAAUUCAUACCAUCGACGUCAACUGCGCUACAAGACGAAUUCUCACUGCCUCCUCGGACGGGCGUGUCGGUCUGUGGACCACGUCCAAAAAAACGGCACCUCAAGCUGAUGCCGAAACCCUGCCAUCAUCCCAGCCCACCAAACGUGCCAAGUUGUCCGCCGCCACUACCGCCGCUCAGCGUGGUCCCUUGGCCCUGAUGCCCAUGCACGAUUCCGUGGUCACUGCCGCCGUUUUCCACCCCCACGACUCAACCGUUGCGUACUCUGCAUCGCAAGACCAUGCCGUCAAGACCAUCGACCUGACUACACAGAAGGCGGUCUCAAGAUUGUCAACUCUCCAUCCCAUCAUGUGUGCAGCCGCAUUGCCCACGCAUUCGCUUGUCGCCGCUGGCUCUUCAGCCCGACACAUCACCCUCCUGGACCCCCGAGAGUCAGCUACCGCCACGGCAGCCAUGACUCUCCAUGGCCACAUAAACAUGGUUGUAUCCCUGUCGCCGUCCCCAGACAAUCAAUACACACUGGCAUCCGGUUCAUGGGACAGCACCUGUCGAGUCUGGGAUCUCCGAUGGGCACGGCACGCAACAUUGGAAGGGGGAGCCAACACUGUCCCCAAUGCUGUGUACACCAUUCCCAGAGAGUGGUUAAAGGGCAAAAAGUUGCCGCCCGCUGGUGAUGGCGCCAAGGUGUUAAGCAUCGUGUGGGACAAGUCGUGGGGCAUUGUGAGCGCAGGAGAGGAUAAAAAGGUGCAGAUUAACAGGGGAAGCGGGAUUUUGCCUCCGUCGGAUUGA
Messenger RNA from Metarhizium album ARSEF 1941, 1428 nucleotides. RefSeq names its product Ribosome biogenesis protein YTM1. Bases 1 to 1428 code for a protein of 475 amino acids. The record is from RefSeq and is a predicted model, not a curated record. Gene Ontology annotation, biological process: ribosome biogenesis. Gene Ontology annotation, molecular function: protein binding. The transcript has 2 exons. NCBI's taxonomy places the organism in Eukaryota, Fungi, Ascomycota, Sordariomycetes, Hypocreales, Clavicipitaceae. Gene Ontology annotation, cellular component: preribosome, large subunit precursor.